Doryrhamphus excisus (bluestripe pipefish) is the source of this 5617-nucleotide messenger RNA. RefSeq names its product ADAM metallopeptidase with thrombospondin type 1 motif, 13 (gene adamts13). The record is from RefSeq and is a predicted model, not a curated record. Gene Ontology annotation, biological process: proteolysis; extracellular matrix organization. Gene Ontology annotation, molecular function: metalloendopeptidase activity. Lineage: Eukaryota; Metazoa; Chordata; Actinopteri; Syngnathiformes; Syngnathidae. Gene Ontology annotation, cellular component: extracellular matrix.
AUUAACUUUGUCCCUGCUGUUUGCCUAAACCCACUAGUCAUUCCCACACAACCCACUAGUGGGACAAUCACCUAUUGCCCUAGCACCAGAGCAGGCCAGGUAUGUGCACAGGAAGGUGGGCAACAUGGUGCUCAUGACUCUGCUCUGUCUGCUGCUACAACCGCCUGGCUUCAUCGCCCUAAUGAGAUAUCCAUUGGCUGAGUUUUUUCAUUUUCACAGCAGCCAAACAGACAUGUUUUCCUAUGCUCUUUCUUCUGAUGUUACAGUGAGGAGUCGGCCUCGUCGGUUCACUCAGCCUGAUGUCACACACUUGGAACUGCUGGUGGUGGUUGGACCUGACGUCCAGCAGCUCCACAAGCAGGAUACGGAACGUUACGUCCUCACCAACCUCAACAUAGCCUCAGAAUUGUUGAGAGACCAAAGUUUGGGUGCCAACAUGAGGGUGCACUUGGUCCGCAUGAUCAUUGUGUCAGAACCAGAGCCAGAGAUCCAAAUGUCUUCCAACAUCACUGCUUCUCUUCGAAGUGUGUGCGACUGGGGCAGAAGGAUAAAUCCGUCGAAUGACACAGACCCACUGCACGCAGACCUGCUCUUGUACAUUACAAGGUAUGACCUGGUGUUACCUGAUGGGAACAAGCAGGUCAGGGGAGUAACACAGUUAGGAGGGGUUUGCUCCAGUGAAUGGAGUUGUGUCAUCACAGAGGACACUGGCUUUGACCUGGGGAUCACUAUCGCUCAUGAGAUUGCACACAGUUUUGGCAUCAACCAUGAUGGAGUUGGGAACACAUGCAGCGGGAGUGGCUUCAUGAUGGCCUCCAAUGGAGGUUACAACAGUGUGGAUCUGACUUGGUCCCGCUGCAGCAGACAGCAGCUGUUAACUUUCUACAGAGAAGGGAAAGCUGAGUGCGUAAAGGAUCUACCAGCCCUCGAAGGCUCCCUGCAGGACUGGAAGCCUGGCCUAUAUUAUGGGGGUGAUGACCAGUGUCGAAUAGCUUUUGGGAGCACUGCAAGAAGUUGCACUUUUACCAGUCCAGAUCUGCCGGUGUGUAGAGUUCUUUCUUGUCACACAGAGCCUAACGAUGACAGCUCCUGCAAACGUCUUCUGGUACCACUGCUAGAUGGGACCCAGUGUGCACCUAAUCAAUGGUGUCUGAAAGGACGUUGCGUGUUCCCCGACCAGCUCAGCACCUCUGCAGUAGUGCAUGGCACUUGGUCCAGUUGGUCUGGGUUCUCCCCAUGCUCACGGACAUGUGGAGGGGGCGUCACUUACCGCACACGCCAGUGCAACAACCCAAGACCUGCUUUUGGAGGAGAUGAUUGUGCGGGUCGGGAUAUUGUGGGUGAACUUUGUAACCAGCAGCCAUGUCAGCGGACCCAGCUGGAUUUCAUGGCUGAGCAGUGUUCCAAAACAGAUCUCCAACCCCUUUAUCUGCAUCCAGGUCAGGCCUACUUCUACACCUGGGUCCCUGCAGUAGGCUUCUCACAAGGUGAUGAGCAAUGUAGAUACAUGUGUCAGUCAAAGGGAGAAGCCUUCAUGGUGAGCCGUGGAUCUCAGUUUGCUGAUGGAACACGGUGCGAACCCGAUGGCCAACUUCCUUCUGGUGCAACGGCUGCUUGUCUGCAAGGGAAAUGCCAGGUGUUUGGCUGUGAUGGCGUACUGCACUCUGGGAAAGUGAGGGAUGUGUGUGGUGUGUGUGGUGGGGAUGGAUUUUCCUGCAUGAUGAACUCUGACUCCUAUAAUGGAGGUCAGGCCAGAGAGUACACCACUUUCCUGUCUUUGCCAUUAAAUGCCACAGAGGUUUACAUUGUCAACAGGUCACCUCUGUUCACUCAUAUGGCUGUAAUGUACGAAGAUCAAUAUAUUGUGUCUGGGGCGGGCAGAAUGGUGCUAAAUAUGACCCAUCCUUCACCACUGGAGGAUAACAAGUUAGAGUACCGCCUCCAUCUGACCGCUGACUUUUUGCCCAAGAUGGAGGAGCUACUGCUGCCAGGACCAGUGAAGAAGCAGAUAAACAUCCAGGUUUAUCGUAAAUAUGGAAAGGAAUAUGGCGAGAAGACAAAUCCCAACAUUAGCUACCAGUUUUAUGUGCCCACUGCAAACAGCAACUUGCCAGAAAUCAAAUUUAAAGGCAAAUGGAGUGUUAUUACAUCACCCUGCUCCGUUUCCUGUGGCUCAGGUGUGCAGAAGCAUCAUUACGUGUGUGUGGACAAAGAAAGCAACACACAUCUGGAGGAACACUUAUGUGAUACACACCCUCCACCUUUACCACUGCAUACACCCUGUCAACUUCCAGCCUGUCCACCAAGCUGGACCACAGGACCAUUUGGACCCUGUAGUGCUUCCUGUGGUGGAGGAGAGAGAAUCCGUCCUGUGAGAUGUGUUCAGAAAAAUGGCGAUGAUGUUGUGAACGUUUUAGAUUCGAAAUGUCCAGCUGAUUCAGCUCCAAAUGCUGUUGAAGCAUGCAAUCGUCAACAUUGUCCUGCCAGAUGGCGCGUAUCAGAGGUAGGGGGCUGUUCAGCAGUGUGUGGGCUCGGAGAAGUGAAAAGAAGCGUGUCAUGUGCAUGGCAAGAAGACGGCCAUGAGGUUGAAGUUGAUCAAAGCUUGUGCUCAUAUCAAAUAAGACCUCCUGAAUUUGUUGCCUGUGUGGUGGACGUCUGUCCUGUUGGUUGGGAAGCAAAGAGAGAGAGCCAGCUUGCUGUGAAGUCUGGUUUGAUGCCACACUCUAGACAGGAUCCUGUAUAUGUGUGGAGUCCUGUUACCAGUCAGUGCUCAAAAAGCUGUGGCAAUGGAACAAUGCAAGUGUGGUUCUCCUGUGUGGAACAUCAGACCACACGGAGCUUCCCUGACUUCCAUUGCGAUCCUUCAACCAAACCAUCUCCUAAAUCUGAGAACUGCAACACAUCACCUUGCCCUCCCAUGUGGCGGUCUAAGAUAGGAAUCUGCAGCACAACAUGUGGAGGAGGCGUUGCCAACAGGGUGCUGUACUGUGCUAAGGAGACAGACGAUGAAGAGAAAGUGGUGGAUGAUUCUGAAUGCAGGGACUUUCCUAGACCCACAGCAGUGGUGUCAUGUAACAUGAUUGAAUGCCCUGCACGAUGGAAGAUUCUGAGCACGUCACCAUGCUCUGUGUCUUGUAAUCUGGGUGUAGCCCACAGAAAUGUGUCCUGUGUCCAGUUUGUCCAAGGCAAGGAGAGCGUAGUACAGGAGGACAGCUGCCAUGCGUCAAUCAAACCAGCCACCACCGUGCCCUGCCUUGUGCAGUUGUGCACCUUUAGGUGGGACGCAAAACAAUGGAGCCAGUGUUCAGUGUCUUGUGGAUAUGGCAUCCAGUCCAGAGCAGUGUCAUGCAUGGGGCCCUCUCAGCCGGAACCCAUCAGCCCUCUACUUUGCAUGCACAUACCCAAGCCGAUCACCAUUCAGGGCUGCAGCAUGGGCAGCUGCACAGAUGUUCCACCAACUUCAGUUGUUAUGCCAACUAUGCAUCCUGCAGCGAGUGAUGGAGGACCUUCUCCCACCCCACAAAAUUCAAUUAGAAAUUGGUACAGCGUAAGAUAUCUACCUCCAACUCCAACUGGUACAGUCACCAUCCUGCAGUCCACCACUCCAGCCAGUCCAUCACCUAAACAAAAUGCGUGUGGUCAGCUCCUCUUGCAGGAGUCAGGCACAGUGGACUUGAGAGAUGUUAGUGGUCACUGCACUGUCGCCAUAGGUCGACCCUUGGGUGAAGUCAUUCAUAUCAAAAUUGAGUCAAGCUCCUUAAACUGCAAAAAAAGAGAGUAUGCUGUUUUUUUUGACCAACUGGCACUUGUGAAGAAGUGCGACCAGGCAGCAGGUAGCGUGCUGACAACCAGAACCAAUGUACUUCUUGUGGGCCAACGUGUGUACGCUUCUCGGAAUGGGGUUGUGUUCACCUACAGCUCGCAAAGAAACACAAAAAAGAGCCAUUAUCAAGAUUGUGACAAGCAGCUGUUUUCCUCCAGUGGAGUCUUUGAGAAUCCAACAACACCUGAUAUUAACCACACCUGCCGGGUCCUCAUCAACGCCCCUCCCUCAGUGAAGAUCCGAAUUCAAGCAGUGCACAUAGGAUUGGUCUUCAACACUACAAAUUUACAGUCUACAUAUAUUAUGAUCCGGGACAAGAAUGUUUUGACAACCAACGUGUUUAAAGGCCCGCAGCUGUUUUUGUGGCACUCCUCUGGAUCUAUGGCUGAAAUUGAAUUCCAUGGAGACUACCUGCACACAGCAGAGAGCUUUAGGGCAGAAUAUUCCUUUGUACAGCUUUGAGCUUUUUGAUUACUGAGCAAAUAUUUCUUUCAACAAUAAGCAAUGGCAAUAGAAUAGAAAUGUGAUAGACUUAAUGUUACAUUUAAUAAGUACACUUUGCAAUUUUUGUUCAUGUAGUGUUUUUUAUAUAUGUAUUCAACACCAUGUAACAAAAUAUAGAAUUUACAUGCAGCAAGAGGUGUUUCAUUUCAAAGUCCCUGCAUCAACAGUCAAGUGUCCGAUCCUUGGAAACUUUACAUACAGCAGUAGUAGUAGUUUACACCAACACCCUCAGUGCAUUCAUUGCCUGUCCAUGUCAGUGAGGCAUAAAGUACUGGCACAACGUCGGUGCUGGUUGAUUUCCAGUUCCCAUAUAAAACACCAGGGUCUCAUGCAAGGGUUCACUGCUUGGCUGUUGCUGUGUCUUCCAGAAGAGCUCUCAUGUCCAACAGAGCACCAUUUACAGUUUGUGCAAACUUGGCUGCGUUUGUCUCCUCACAGCUGUUGAAGGCUGUGAUAGCGAUGUUGAUGUGCUCAUCCAUGGGAUUGUAACACACUCCAUAGCCAUCUGGCACCAUUGGACCGAAGCACAUCACACAGUCGGUCUUGGAACCAACCUGGAAAGGACACACACCAAUGAGGAAUCAGACAUGAGUUAAAAAAAAGAAGCUAGUAGUGACAAUUUCCUCAAAAAGUUGGGUCUAAAUGCUGAGAAAUGCUAUUAUCGAGCUGAAAUGCUUGACAAGGAAAUUAAUCAAGGACUCAGCAUGUUAGAGUAACCUUCAGAAGAAAUACAAAUAUGCUCCCAAUAACGCUCACAGCAUCCACUCAGAAGCACAAGAUGUGCACCGGUCAACCUAUGACUUUGCCCAAAAAGACAAAUACUGCAAUAUGCAAUGUAAGUUACAGAAAAUGUGUCAAAAUGCUGCAUGUGACUAAGUGACUCUUCCUUUAUGUUAUGCUCCACCGAACAUGUUGGGCUUUAGGGUUUGCCUUCAGCUUCCUGUUGUGUGCUCCUAUUUUUGUUUUUUUCCCUAUUUUGCAUUACCUUUAUUUACAUUGCAUAUUUUCAACUCAAAGGAGAAACUAGGAAAUAUUUCCACUCUGCCGACAUACACCCAGCAGUUUGAUGAGAUACGCCAAUACCUAUGCCGAACAGAGAUACACCUGUACAUUCUUGAAUGCACUGUAUCUAAGUGAACAUACCUGGCUUGUGGAAAGAUUGUAAUGGUGAGCCACAGCAAAAGAGGUGUCCAUGAAAAUCUCAGGCAUAGAAGUCAGAUCUUCAAUACCCUGCAUCUUCAAUCCCAGAAGAUGUCUGUCUACGGCUUGUCCAUGAAUGGCCUAAAAAAA